UUUGCACAACUUUUCAGGCGUGUGAUAAAGUGACCGCAUAGAUGGAUUGUCUCUGGACUAUGUGGACACAUCGCGACUAAAAGUGUACUCGGACCAACUUUUAAUGUACUCUCUCUUCAAUCUGAGCAUUUAUACUUCUUUUUGGGGAGGGGGGAAGUAUCGCACAACCGCCCUCUUUUCUCUCUCUCUCUCUCUCUCCCGCACUGAGGAUAUACUGACUGGCAAGUCAUGUUCCAGCCAACACCUAAACGGUGUUUCACCAUUGAAUCUCUGGUAGCCAAGGAUAGUCCACUGCCUGCAUCGAGAGCCGACGAACCUAUAAGGCCAGCCGCCCUCAGCUAUGCAAACUCUAGCUCAGUGAAUCCAUUCCUGAACGGCUUUCAUACCGGCGGCCGGGCCAUUUACUCCAACCCGGAUCUAGUGUUCGCCGAUGCGGUCUCUCACCAAACCAACACGGCGGUGCCUGUUCACCCGGUCCCUCCACACGCUUUAACUGGUCACCCACUGCAAUCUUCUCAUUCUCCACAUCCCCUUUUCACAUCGCAACAAAGAGAUCCUUCGAGUUUCUAUCCAUGGCUAAUACACAGGUACAGAUAUCUGGGACACAGGUUUCAAGGCAACGAGACGAGCCCGGAGAGUUUUUUAUUGCACAAUGCACUGGCCAGAAAGCCCAAACGCAUCCGAACGGCCUUCUCCCCGUCUCAGCUGCUGAGGUUGGAGCACGCUUUUGAGAAAAAUCACUAUGUGGUGGGGGCCGAGCGGAAACAACUGGCCCACAGUCUCAGUCUCACAGAAACUCAGGUAAAAGUUUGGUUUCAGAACAGAAGGACGAAAUUUAAACGACAGAAACUGGAGGAGGAAGGGACAGACGCCCAGCAGAAGAAAAAGGGGACCCACCACGUCAAUAGGUGGAGACUGGCGACGAAACAGGCGAGUCCUGAGGAGAUCGAUGUCACCUCGGACGAUUAGGACUGAAAUAUUCGUGUCAAACUAUAGUGUUAACUUUCAAGCAGCACAGUUGCUGAUGUAGAGAGGAAAAAUAAAGGGGAAACGAACACUUCAACCAAAUGCAAUUCCUGUGACGAGGCAGCUGGGGUAAGAAGAGGUCCGAGAGGUGGCACUGCGCGCACCGUGAACUGUCCAGAGACAGUCAUCAAUCAACUCCGGGACAAGAUGAUUGACAAGCGAACUUGUCAAUGUUGUAUGCAGUCCGCUUUCACGCGUACUUCCAAUCCAAUUCCGGACUUUUUUUUGCACUUCCGAAUUUAAAUAUUAAAAAAAAACUGAAUGGGAAAACCAAAAUCCACACCUGUUUCAGAAACUUGAAUUGCAUGUGAGCCGCUCGUGAAAAGAUGGAUUAUUAUUCAAACAAAAAGCGGGACUUAUUUUUUUAUUUUUUUCUUAUUUGCUUUGAGAGAAGUUCUGUCAGCUGUGUGCUUCUUUUUACAGAAAAAAAAUUGCUGUUUUAAAAAAAACUCCUGUUAAAUAAUACAGUCGACGUGAUUGUAAUACUGCUUUAUGAAGUAGAAGUGCUGCGUUCUUAGUGUUCUACAAAACCAAUAAAGAAAGUUAGACAUCAUGUUUUCUUUUAAGAAAAGAAUCGUUUCGACCACGAUUUCGGUCCUUUAUUUAAAACAAGAACUUUUUUUUUGAAAAAUAAACGUUUAAAGAGUAUUCCGCAUUUUCCUUCCGCAUCAAUCUGAAGCGAAAACAACAUUUUGGUGAGGUGGUAUUUUGUUUGGCGGAACUUGUUUGCAAAUUGCCACCAAAAGGACUGUCGGCGAAAGAAAGAAAGUAGCAGUAGCCAUCUCUGGACGGUUAGGGUUCAAGAAGGCACUGAGCUUCUUAAAUCCGUGUUUAUAGCGACACUAAAAUUAAAGAUGUCUCUGUAAUGUCUUCUAUCGAAUGUAGAUACUUGUGUUUGUUGAGUUUGUUGCAAUUCUAACACAUGAUACUUCCAAGAAGUAUGUCAAUGUCAUUUUUGUCAAUAAAGGUUUAUCCAUUUGCUGCUCAGAGUUAUCAAAGGCAA
Molecule: messenger RNA, 2029 nt
Organism: Hemiscyllium ocellatum (epaulette shark)
Lineage: Eukaryota; Metazoa; Chordata; Chondrichthyes; Orectolobiformes; Hemiscylliidae
Gene: emx2
Product: empty spiracles homeobox 2
Exons: 3
Coding region: 229-969 (246 amino acids)
Biological process (GO): neuron differentiation; central nervous system development; brain development
Molecular function (GO): DNA-binding transcription factor activity, RNA polymerase II-specific; DNA binding
Source: RefSeq, a predicted model, not a curated record